Messenger RNA from Hermetia illucens (black soldier fly), 1153 nucleotides. It is a transcript of the gene Torsin, whose product is annotated as torsin-like protein. The record is from RefSeq and is a predicted model, not a curated record. The transcript is spliced from 4 exons. Bases 94 to 1101 code for a protein of 335 amino acids. NCBI's taxonomy places the organism in Eukaryota, Metazoa, Arthropoda, Insecta, Diptera, Stratiomyidae. Gene Ontology annotation, biological process: cellular response to misfolded protein. Gene Ontology annotation, molecular function: ATP binding; ATP hydrolysis activity.
GUUUUCUGAGUCAUUCCGGUCCGGUCGCUUGACAGCUGCGUCCGAUAGGAACGUAGUUUGAUUUAUUUGACUGGAAACUCAAACAAACCUAAGAUGCGUUUUCAAAUUUUAAUCUUAGUAAUUGCUUUAAAAUCGUGUUAUAGUUUAAUCGAUCCUGUAACGAUAGGUGUCGGCAUUGGUCUGGGCGCAAUGGGUUACAAUUUUGAUUUCUUGAAACGAAAUUCAUAUUGUAAAUUGUACGAAUGUUGUAUCGACGAAUAUAUUAUUGGUGAUGUUGAAGGUCUAAAACGUGAUUUCGAAAACCAUCUUUUCGGUCAACACAUCGUAAUACAGCAGCUAAUUCCAGCAUUAAAAGCGCAUUUGGAUAAGGAGCGCACACCUACCAAACCUCUAGUCAUAAGUUUCCAUGGGACACCCGGAACUGGCAAAAAUUUUGUCUCAGACUUGAUGGCUAAAAAUCUUUACCGCCAGGGUUUAGAAAGCCAAUACGUUUACAAAUUUAUGGGACGAUCAGACUUUCCGUUAGACUCAAAAAGUGAUAUUUAUAAGAGUGAACUUAAUGAUAAAGUACGUCAAGCUGUAAAGAAAUGUCCUCGUUCGCUUUUCAUUUUCGAUGAGGUUGACAAAAUGCCACCUGGAGUUUUUGAAUCCAUCGCGUCGCUUCUUGAUCAUCACACCCACUUGAAUGGGAUUGAUUUUAGACGGUCAAUUUUUAUAUUCCUUUCAAACACUGCAGGUGUGGAGGUAUCGAAACGCCUGGCUGAACUAAUGAAGUAUGGAGCUUAUCGCCGUGAUACCAAACUGCAUGACUUUGAGAAAAUUCUUGAGUUAGGUGCAUACAAUUUAGAUGGCGGCCUAAAGAAAGCUGGUAUUAUAGAGCAAAGCCUAGUUGAUCAUUAUAUACCUUUUUUGCCACUGGAAAAGGCACAUGUCGAAAAUUGCUUGCGGGCUGAGUUUAGAAGAUUAGGUGCUGAGCCAAAAGAGGAUGUUAUAAAGUCUAUAAUUGACAAUUUCGUUACAUUUGAUAGAGAACUAGGGUUGUUCGCGACGACUGGUUGCAAGCGGCUAAGUAAAAAAGUGGAGGUUGAAGUAAAUAGUUGAACUGUAUUUAGUUAAUAGGCUUAUAAUGAUAUUAAAUUUUUUACUCUAUUUU